UGAAGCUUCUAACCCAUAAUUUUAUGAGAUGUCAGGCCAAGGAUUGUGCCUCAGUCGAUCUGACCGCUGAAGGAGAGGAGAAACCUUACCCUCUCAAGAUAGUUGUUGAGACCUCUGAGGAAGAGAAGAUUGAUGAAGACCAUUAUUCCCUAGAAGCAAGGACAAAGAUGAGAACUUAGAAUAUCCAGCUCUGAUAAAGAGCCUCAGUGAUAUUGAGUUCAAACCUGAUUUUGAGAAUGACCCCUUUACUGAGGAAGAAAAAGACUUGCCUGAAACUCUUCCUGAAGACUGGCAGAAAGACCCAGACCUUGUGAAUAAAAUCUUCAAUACUUCUAUGGUUAAAGAGAUCAUCACUGGGCAACUCAUUUGUAGGAGAUGCUCUAGAGAAUUCAGGAUUGUAAACGGCAUCAUCAAUAUGCUCCUCAAAGAAGAUGAAAUCGAACAUGAGGAAUAGAAAAAUAUGAAUAUUUUGAAAAGAUAUCAAAUGAUCC
Messenger RNA from Moneuplotes crassus, 491 nucleotides. The record is from the annotation of a GenBank genome assembly. Lineage: Eukaryota; Ciliophora; Spirotrichea; Euplotida; Euplotidae.